AUGUCCUACAACUGCUCCACAAAGAAACGCUCUUCCAGGCUGAUUGGAGGACAAUACACUGUGCCAGUGGCCCCAGUUGCCACAGUUUCUACCCCGGAUAUCGACUGCCUGAGUGGCAUCUAUUUGCCCAGCUCCUUCCAAACUGGCUCCUGGCUCCUGGACCACUGUCAGAAGACCUGCUGCGAGCCCACUGCUUGCCAGCCAACUUGCUACCAGCCAACUCCUUGUGUCUCCAGCCCUGUCCAGGUGACCUGCUCUCGGAAGACCACUUGUGUCUCCAAUCCUUGCUCAACUCCCUGCAGCCGGCCUCUCACCUUUGUCUCCAGUGGCUGUCAGCCCCUGGGCGGCAUCCCUACUGUGUGCCAACCAGUGAAAAGUGUCUCCACUGUCUGCCAGCCGGUGGGAGGAGUCUCCACCAUCUGCCAACCAGCCUGCGGGGUCUCCAGGAUGUACCAGCAGUCCUGUGUGUCCAGCUGCCGAAGACUUUGCUGA
Globicephala melas (long-finned pilot whale) is the source of this 492-nucleotide messenger RNA. It is a transcript of the gene KRTAP11-1, whose product is annotated as keratin associated protein 11-1. Lineage: Eukaryota; Metazoa; Chordata; Mammalia; Artiodactyla; Delphinidae. Gene Ontology annotation, cellular component: keratin filament. The record is from RefSeq and is a predicted model, not a curated record. Gene Ontology annotation, molecular function: structural molecule activity.